CUUUAAAACAACAGAGACUCUGCACUUCAAGGAUAUGGAUGAAUGGGAAGACUAGAAUAUUUGUGGGUUUGAAUUCCCUUAGUUGCGUGAGCUUUCUGUUGUUAAAUGUCUGAAACUACUGGGAAAAUUGCCCAGCUAUCUGCCUAAAAUGAAAAUGCUUACGAUCAGAGAAUGUUGGCAAUUGGUGGUUUCAUUUCAAAGCCUUCCGCUGAUCUCUAAAUUGGUAAUCAAGGGACGCAGAGAAGUGGAAAUGGGUGUAGGCUUUAGCUCACUGAACUACAUGACAGUUUCUGGAGUUUCGUUUUCAUUUCCACUAGAAGAGUUCAUGCAAGUGUCAAGGAAGUUAAAAAUGUUGAGUUUUGGUGAGGAUCAUCUGUAUGAUCCACCACAAUGGUUUGGAGGAUUUUCCACAUAUGGUGGAUGAAAAUGAAGAGUUGCUGCAAAAGUGCAUGUCUGAAAGUGAAAUUGAGAUUCCACGAUUAACUGAUCGUGAAAGGCUCGAGAAGCUACGGCAAUGGCUUUUAAACCUUAAGUCUUUGAGAAAGCUAUUUAUUGCAAGCUGCCUAAGAAUUGUUUCUUUGCCAGAUGCGGUGAUUUACAGCAGUUUAUAUCUUGAAGAGUUGAAAUUCAGAGAUGUGAGACUCUGAUUUCCAUUGGAAGACAACAGCUACCUUCAACACUAAAAAGGUUAGAGAUUAUUCGUUGCUACAAAUUGCAGAGGCUGCUGGAUGAGGGAGGGACUUGUUCCUGUUCCAGGAAUAAGGAGGAGGAGAGUAUCAGCUGUGACACUAACGCAUCUAAUCUCCAAUGUUUGAUAAUUGAUGACUGUAACUCUCUUACAUUCUUAGGAGAGUUACCUGCUUCCCUUAAACGUCUGGUUAUCACACAUAUGGUUGUCAUGUAUCCCAUAAUUGGUGCAGUUGGACAAGGUACAAGGUUAGAGUCAAUAGCUGAAAGGUUGGACAACAACACAUCUCUUGAAUCUAUUGAAAUCACAUAUCUUCAAAAUCUUAAUUCUUUACCAGAGAACUUGCACAUGCUCUCCAAUCUCCACCAUAUUUGGAUAUGUCAAUGUCCACAUCUCAUUUCUUUCCCUCAAGGAGGAUUGCCCAUCAUCCAUCUGAAAAGUGUCACAGUUGAAGACUGCGAGAAACUCGAGACCCUUCCUGAUAACGUGCGCAAUCUCACAUCUCUUCAAACAUUGAUGAUAAUUAAUUGCGCAAGUUUUGUCUCUUUCCCUCAGGGAGGGUUGCCCAUCAAUCUAGAAACACUUGAAGUUGAAUCAUGUGAGAAACUCGAGACCCUUCCUAAUAACAUGCACUAUCUCACAUCCCUUCAAGAAUUGACAAUGAAGAAUCGCCCAGGCAUUAUAUCCUUUCCAGAAGAAGGUUUCCCCACCAACCUGACUUCACUUUGUAUUAUCAAAAACGUCGAGAUCUGCACUGCUCUGUUUAAUUGGGGUUUGCACAGGCUCACCUCUCUCAAGAAGCUCGGUAUUACUGGCAGAUGUCCUGGUGUGGUGUCCUUUCCACAGGAUGAGAUAGAUAUGAAUUUGCCUACCUGUCUCACCAGCCUUACAGUCUCGAAGGAUUCGAAGAUCUGAAAUACCUUUCUAACAAAGGUUUUCAAAGCCUUGCCUCACUUGAAUGUCUGACGAUCGAGAGAUGCCUUAAGCUUGUCUCCUUUCCAAAGUAUGGUCUGCCUCCCUUUCUUCUGGAAUUGUAUAUCUACUGCUGCCCUCUACUUGAACAAAGGUACCAGAAGGGUAAAAAGCAACAGUUGUCAGAAUUAGACCGCAUUCCAUUUGUGGAAUUUGAAUAGUACACAAGAAAAUCAAUUUUGAAAGAACUCGAGCUAGAUUAUCUAUUUUCAUGAUGCAUGCUUCUUUUCUUUAUUUUUUCUUUUUAAUUUAUUUCUUUAACGUCUGCAGAUUUAUAUAGUGGCAGUGAAGAGGGAGAAUUGGGGUUUGAAAGCUUGAGCUUAAUCCAGACCAAUUGAAGGACUGGAAAAACGUUAUUCAUUUCUACACAACUAAGAUAGCUUUUAAGUUUUGAUUCUCCAAUCUCCAAGGCCAAGAAGCUCAAGGCCUGACCAAAGAACUAAAAAUAACAAGUCAUCCUGGCAUCAUAUCUUCUCAUCAAUAUCCCCCUUUCAUCGAGCAAAAAGUACCAUAUCAAGACUCUGGUGAAUUGUAUAUAUUGCUGCGUUCACAAGAUUUUUUCUGUCUUGUUCUGUUGCAUCACUGCAAAAUGUACUAUCAUAUUGGUCACUUGCAGAAGUUUACCCUUUUGCUUCUCUUCAACACUCGAUGAUCAGUCAUAGAAAGGAAAAUUUUCCCCUUUCUGCAGUGCUUUUGCUCUGAAUUUGUCUUGCUCCAUUUUCAGCGACCAAUAUUGAAGAUUAUAUCAUAAUGGUGUUCAAAACAUGAACUUCAGAAAAAUGACAUUUUAGAAAAUGGGAAAAUUAACAAAUAUGAGACAGUUUAGUAUCUCAUGUUGGUCCAGCAAUGGCUCUAAAAUUCUUUGUUCAAUAACUCCAGCAAGUACUUGGUCUACCUAUCACUUUUUCUGGAACUUUGGCAGACACAUCGACCCAUCAUUGAAAAAUCCAAUGGACCCAUCAUUGAAAAAUCCAAUACGCAUUAAAGAGUUAAAAUUAGAUGAAUUAUUUACCAACUCAGUUAUAAGCUGUGCUCUGUUCAAAGCAUAAAAUCCUUCUCUUCUCUGCAGCUUCCUUAAUGUUCUUUUGCUCCCCUGCCUGUGUCCUCCUCUGUUUUUCUCUCUGUCCAAGCUCUUUUUCCUACUCAAAAAGAGGGUGAU
Molecule: messenger RNA, 2819 nt
Organism: Hevea brasiliensis (rubber tree)
Lineage: Eukaryota; Viridiplantae; Streptophyta; Magnoliopsida; Malpighiales; Euphorbiaceae
Product: putative disease resistance protein At3g14460
Exons: 2
Coding region: 890-1603 (237 amino acids)
Source: RefSeq, a predicted model, not a curated record